Messenger RNA from Exaiptasia diaphana, 1049 nucleotides. Its product is annotated as peroxisomal 2,4-dienoyl-CoA reductase. NCBI's taxonomy places the organism in Eukaryota, Metazoa, Cnidaria, Anthozoa, Actiniaria, Aiptasiidae. The transcript is spliced from 10 exons. Bases 25 to 873 code for a protein of 282 amino acids. Gene Ontology annotation, biological process: fatty acid catabolic process. The record is from RefSeq and is a predicted model, not a curated record. Gene Ontology annotation, molecular function: 2,4-dienoyl-CoA reductase (NADPH) activity.
UAUCAUCACGUGAUAAUAACAAACAUGGCCGACGUUCCAGACGAGUGUCUUGAAAGCUACGAUUAUUUCUUUAGACCUGAUUUGUURGCUGGCAAAGUCGCAUUUGUGACUGGUGGAGGAUCUGGCAUUGGGUUCACYAUUGCAGAAAUUCUUAUGAGACAUGGUUGUGUAACAGUGAUUGCAAGCAGGAAUUUCUCAAGAGUGCAAAAGGCUGCACGGAAGCUAGAAGAGGGAACUUCUCAAAAAUGUCUUCCAAUUCAAAUGGAUGUGAGAAAGGUGGAGCAAGUAGAGGCAGCAGUGAAGUUGAUUUUAGAGAAGUUUAAAAAGAUUGAUAUUCUUGUCAAUAACGCAGCUGGAAAUUUCCUUUGUCCUGCUGAAAAGCUUUCCUAUAAUGGCUUGAAGACAGUAUUUGAAAUUGAUACUUUUGGCUGUUUUAAUGUCAGCAAAGCAGUKUACUUAUCCUGGUUUAAGGAACAUGGUGGAAGCAUUAUAAAUAUAACAGCAACUCUUUCUUUGGCAGCUCCUGCGCCCUUCCAGUGUCAUGCAGGUCCAGCAAAGGCUGCAAUAGAGGCCAUGUCUCGCCAUCUUGCCAUUGAAUGGGGUUCUCAUGGCGUAAGGGUAAACUGUGUUGCCCCAGGUGGCAUCAAAGACACUGUUGGAUAUGCAAAACUGGGUGGUAAACAUGUGGAUUUAAGUCAAUCUAUUCCACUGCAAAGAAUUGGAACACGGCGUGAUGUUGCWGAUACUGUGGUAUAUCUUGCAAGUGAUGCAUCUAGCUAUGUAACUGGUGUGAGUCUAAUUGUAGAUGGGGGAGCAAUACUUUCUAAUGGACCAUUCCUGGAGAAAGCCAAUUUAGCUUUGAGCAAAUUAUAAACUUAGACUUUGCUAUAACAUGUCUACGGGGACAGAUCCAGGGGGRGACAUCUAUAAACUAGAUGAUUCUUAUAAUUAUAAUUUUGCUAUUAAACUGUCCCUGAAGGAAAUCCUGAAUCUUCCUUAUUAUUAUUAUAUAUUGAAAUUUCAAUAAGCCAAAUCAAAAGAAUGUCAUU